This is a messenger RNA of Anoplopoma fimbria (sablefish), 902 nucleotides long. RefSeq lists its product as uncharacterized. Lineage: Eukaryota; Metazoa; Chordata; Actinopteri; Perciformes; Anoplopomatidae. The record is from RefSeq and is a predicted model, not a curated record. The transcript has 5 exons. Bases 51 to 755 code for a protein of 234 amino acids.
CGACUUUAUUUCUGCAGAAGAAGAAGGACUCAGAGACGAUAUGGCUGAAGAUGUCCGUGGACUCUGAUAACUCCUUUGUUUUGCUUUCAUCGCGAGACUCCAGGACUUCCUGCGUCUUCCAAAGCGAAGACGAGAAGGAUGACAUCCCAGGAGUGGGAGAGGAGAGUGUUCUGGAGAUGCUGAGCUACUCCAAGUUCUCUAACCUGGAGACAUGGCUAUGCAUGCCGUCCUCGCUGCUACUGCCCAGGGCCCCGGACUCCACCCGCACCUCCUCCUCCUCGUCCUCCUCCUCACAUGCAUCCAACCACUCCUCACAUUCCCAGCCGUCCUCCUCCUCUUCGUCACCGGCCUCCAACUGCCGUCGCUCCUCCUGCAGCGAUCUAGGAGAGACGGACACACCACUCAGGUCGUCAGAGAGCGACUCCACCUUCCUCACCCCCGCUCUGGAGAAGGAGAUGCCGUUUCUGGCCACGUCGCUCCUCCCCAUCCUCUCCUCCACCCCCGCCGAAGCAGGAGCCUCCACCUCCUCCCUCGCCGCCGGCGGUGGUGUCAGCGUCAGGAAGCGGCGGCGGCGGCUCGCUGCCAGUCCUGGAGGACUCCACUGGAACUCUGCAGGUUUUUUGCAACGGGACUUCUGGUCACCUGAUCGUUCUCCGGUGUCGGGGGGGAACACGACAGCCGGAGGAGGCGGAGCGAGGAGCCUCCCCCUCGCCGAAGGGGGCGGGCGUCGUGGGCCGGCGAACGAGGCGCCCUGAGGAAGACAGUUUCGGUUGACGACCGGCUCCUGCAGCCGGCGGUCGGAGAGACACCUCACCUGAGACUGCUGAGUCGACUGGAGAGGGGCAGGAAGAAGAUCCACAACGUCCAUGUGAGUUCUUCUCUACGUUUAUUAUCUCACCACG